AUGGCAUCUUAUUUCUCAGCGUUAAUUUUUUUAUUUGCAGCAAUACAUCUUGCCCAGACAGUUACACUACACGCUGGUCUCAACAACGCACACUCUAACAGUGCCGACACUGAGGCGGUCAGCGCUCGGUAUUCAUCUUUGAUAGAGGAUAAAGAAGAAGUAACGCUGCUCGACAUCGUUCUCGUUGCCUCAGUAGAUGGUCGAUUCCACGCACUCAACCGUACCUCUGGACAGAAACUCUGGUCCAUAUCGCAUUCUGCGCCCGAGGCCCCGUCUAGUCUUGCGCCGCUCGUUCGUACCAAGCAUGCCACCCAUGACCCCGACUUGACAGACGAUGACGACACCCACCAUGAGGUCUACAUUAUCGAGCCACAGUCAGGCGACAUAUACGUGAUGGCUACCCCCACUAGUUCACUCCAGCGCCUCUCUUUUUCCAUGUCACAACUUGUCGAAAUGUCGCCCUUUAAAUUCGCGCGGGAUGACGAUGAGCGAGUUUUUGUGGGAAAGAAAGAGACAUCCUUAUUGUCGAUAGAGCUAGGGACCGGAAAAGUCAAGGCCAUCAAUGCUGAAUGCCCUUGGGAUCCGUUUGAGAAUUUCAGCAACAAAGAGGAGCUUGACUUGGACGAGCUUGAAGAUUAUAUGCCAAACAAGGAGAAUUUUACUCCGACGGAGGUCUUUAUUGGACGUACUGACUACCAAAUAUCCAUUUUCACCCGCUCAAAUACCCCCAAUGGUCGGAAGGUUCCUAUUCAGAACCUGUCUUUCUCCACAUAUGGUCCCAACAACCAGGACAAUGUCAUGCAAGCGGCGUACCGGAAGACGCAAGACAGUACAUACAUCGACUCCCUCCCCUCUGGCACAAUAGUUUCACUCAAACCGCAUGAAAAUGACUCCGCAGAUCCAUAUUCUCUGCAGAAGGCGCAGUUCAUGUGGACAAACCAUUUUGAUAGUCCCAUAGUGGCUGUAUUUGAUGUUUUGUCGAGUGCUCAGAGACCGGAUCCAUUCGUGCUCUUGCAACCUCGUCCUGACAUCUUGCGUGGAUCAGAUGUUUCCACCCUUGACAUCAACACAGCCUAUGUCGGACUUGUCGAAGAGACGAAGUCACUCUACGUAAUGAGUGUGGACCGUUUUCCACUGACUGCAUUUGGUGACACCGAAUUCAACCACAAACUCAUCGACUCUGUCGACGGCAUCACCCGGCGGCGCAAACAGGUGGAACUCUGCGAGCGUGAUCCAAGCGAUACCCGAUGCCUCACGGGUAAACGCCACCUUGACUCGUCUUUGAAUAACAAACAACUCCCUGGCGUUCCUGGGGCAAUGCUGCCUCCCGGUGUCGAAGAUGUCAACUCGAAUCCACCAAUCGAUGACGUAGAGGCCAUACCCACCCUGUCAGAUCCCAUGGACAACACAUCCACGAUCGUACCAGGCUGGAUGCCGUGGUCUGGCACCAGCUCUGGUGCACAUACAAAGGUCAUCGGACCAACAUCUCCCAUUUCUGCCAUUGGUUCCAUUCUGCUCGCCACUGUCUUUGUGGUCGGGUUUGUAUUCCGAUCAAAGCUUCCCCGCGUGAGGUUUCAUAUGGCGCCCGCCACGGCGACUUCGCCAAAUGCCAUCGAUGGAAAGAUGGAUAGGGAUACGACAACACUGCCUCAUCGCCCAGAUACCCCUGUCAUACCCGCAAUGGAGAUAUCCCCGGUUCUAUCCAAACCCGCACCAGUUACCAUCAACUCAGAAUCUAUGUUAUCACUAGACGACCCCAAUUCCCACGUACCGCAGCCUGCCAUCCACUUCGCAGAGCUUGAGCCACCUGAUACCCCCGCCACGGUAGCACAUGAUAUUGGAGAGGCAGAAGAUAGUGACAGGGAGAAUGCAACACCAAAGAAGCGAAAAGGCCCUCGACGUGGGCGCAGAGGAAAGAAAGGAAAAGGCACAGGGACAGUUGUUAAUGGCACUGGGGAUGAUAUUGAUGACAAGGAUGCAAACAGUCAUGUUCCUGAGGCUGUGGUCAAAGACAGCCUGAAUACUCCUUCUCCCACACUCGUGGUGCCUCAGACGCCGCAUGUCGCCACAUCUUCCCUGGUCGUAUCUGAUUCUAUCCUAGGUUUUGGAUCUCACGGAACCGUCGUGUACCAAGGUUCCCUUCAGGGCCGUGCAGUAGCUGUUAAGCGCCUCCUGCAAGACUUUGUCACUCUCGCUUCCCGUGAGGUUAGUAUUCUCCAAGAAUCGGACGACCACCCGAACGUCAUCCGAUACUACUAUCAAGAAGCCCAUGCAAAUUUCCUCUACAUUGCUCUCGAGCUUUGCCCCGCGUCCCUUGCAGACGUCAUUGAGAGCCCCGACCAGUAUCGCGAGAUAUCCAACUCAUUCGACCCAAAACGUGCUCUCCGCCAGGUAACGUCCGGGCUCCGACACCUGCACUCGCUCAAGAUUGUCCACCGCGACAUCAAGCCCCAAAACAUCCUUAUAUCUGCACCGAAGAAGGGUGCUUCGGGAAGAGAUGGCGGGCGGAGAAUGCUCAUUUCUGAUUUCGGCCUAUGUAAGAAGCUCGAGGUGGACCAAACGAGUUUCCUGCCGACAGCACAUGGCGCCAUGGCUGCGGGCACUGUCGGAUGGCGGGCGCCUGAAAUUCUCAGGGGGGAAGUGAAGCUUGACGACUCGAUGAGUGAUGACCACUCGCAAUCAUCACGAGGCAGCGUCGGUACUGCGGUGAAUGGGUCAACAUCAGGCAAGCCAACGAGACUGACUAAGUCCGUUGAUAUUUUUGCGCUGGGAUGCCUAUUUUACUAUGUCCUCACUAACGGAUUACACCCAUUCGGGGACCGGUUCGAGCGGGAGGUCAACAUUCUAAAAAAUGCCAAAUCCUUAGAUGGCCUACAGCAGUUCGGAGAAGAGGGCUCGGAGGCGGUAGAUUUAAUCACUAAAAUGCUAGAUCCUGAAGCUUGCAAUAGGCCGGACACUACAUCAUGUCUUCUACAUCCCUUUUUCUGGGACUCAGGCCGUCGUUUGAACUUCUUGCAAGACACAUCAGACCGCUUCGAGAUCAUGUGCCGAGAUCCCCGUGACCAAAACCUCAUUAUCCUCGAAACCGGCGCUUUUGAUGUCCUCGGUCAUGACUGGCACGCACGGUUAGACAAGGUUUUCAUCGAGAACUUGGGAAAAUACCGGAAGUACGACGGCAAGUCUGUGCAAGAUUUACUAAGGGCUCUACGUAACAAAAAACAUCAUUAUCAAGAUCUCCCAGAUCAUGUUAAGCGGCAUCUGGGGCCCAUACCGGAAGGCUUCCUAGGAUACUUUACUCGCCGUUUCCCCCGCCUCUUCAUGCAUGUGCACAGCGUCGUAUCCAACACACCCUUAUGCCACGAGUCCAUGUUCAGGACAUAUUUCGAAUUGGUUGACUAA
Suillus paluster is the source of this 3399-nucleotide messenger RNA. RefSeq lists its product as uncharacterized. Gene Ontology annotation, cellular component: IRE1-TRAF2-ASK1 complex. The coding region runs from base 1 to 3399 and encodes 1132 amino acids. Lineage: Eukaryota; Fungi; Basidiomycota; Agaricomycetes; Boletales; Suillaceae. Gene Ontology annotation, molecular function: ATP binding; protein serine/threonine kinase activity; RNA endonuclease activity. The transcript has 6 exons. Gene Ontology annotation, biological process: mRNA processing; IRE1-mediated unfolded protein response; protein phosphorylation. The record is from RefSeq and is a predicted model, not a curated record.